UGUCUGUGUGCCCUCCUCCUGUGACUGUCAUCAUUGUGACAUGCUGCUUCGAAACCCUCUGUCAGACCUCGAAUGGCUCAUUCUGGCUCUUAGCUGUGGAUGAGGGAGGGACGCGCAGGAGGGGAUGAGGAGAUAAGUGAAAGUCUGUUUAUUUUGCUAAGUGUACUUGUGGCAGUGGAAGUGAGCCUGGGACGACUGGAUCUAUUCUUGCCAAAAGGAGAUGGAGAUUCGAAUUCAUGGAGAACAGUCCGAUUGACCUUGACAGGGAGAGGAUUGGAUGGCUUCUCAACGAAAGACCUCUUUGUCUUCUCUUUGUUCAACAAUGUUCAUGAAGUGAGAGCUUUUGCUGGAAAGGAGCACCGGUCAAAGUCGGUAGCCUUCAGUGGUGCCUAAAGAGGAACCUCAGGAGCUUGUUUAUUGAUCUCUUGGACCUGGCACCAUGACCGACUCUCACUCGUCUGGCUCUGGGGGAAGCUACAACAGCAGCUUUCCCACCACCAGUACAUGGAACAUCACUGGCAGCGGCCCGUGGCUGUUGGCCUUCAUGCUGACUGUCAUCAUCCUCAUGACAGUCUGUGGCAACGUGUUACUCAUCGCUUUGGUGUUUGCCCAUCGCUCCUUGCGCUGCACCUCAAACUGCUUCUUGGUGUCUUUGUUCCUAUCUGACCUGAUGGUGGCACUGGUGGUGAUGCCCCCGGCCAUGCUCAAUGUGCUGUGUGGAGCCUGGGUGUUGUGGCCCGCAUUCUGCCCGAUUUGGCUUUGCUUUGAUAUCAUGUGCUGCAGCGCAUCCAUCCUCAACCUGUGUGUCAUCAGCCUGGACCGAUACCUCUUCAUCAUCUCACCUCUGCUCUACAAGCAAAGGAUGACCCCACCUCGAGCGUUACUCCUCGUGGGAGCUGCUUGGGGGCUGGCAGCACUGGCCUCCUUCCUGCCCAUUGAGAUGAGAUGGCACAGCUUAGGCCUCGGCAAUGGACACUUACCUGUUCCGGGCGUCAGCAGUAGCAACAUCAGCUCCUACUCUGACACACUGUAUCCGGCAUCCUUCUUUCAGCUGUCACCACCAGGAGGCCUUUCCUUCCAGUGCCGCCUUCGGGUAACCUUGCCUUUUGCUUUCGUGGCAUCUGUGCUCACCUUCUUUUUGCCCUCAAGCGCCAUUUGCUUCACCUACUGCCGGAUCCUCCUGGCAGCACGGAGACAGGCAAAGAGGGUUGCGGCUCUGAGCCACCCACCGCACCCACACCCCUCUCUUGGGGAACCGUCCAGGCCUCCUUCACCCGGGAUCGCGGCCGCCCAAGCGCAGCGGGGUGGAGAUGAUUGCGGGUACCAGGAACCUCCUGUGUCACAAAAUGCACCGCCGUCCGUUAACAGUGAGCGCCGCCUGGCUCGAAGGCACGGCCGGAGGGCACUGAAGGCCAGUCUGACACUGGGAGUUCUCCUGGGACUCUUCUUCAGUGCUUGGCUCCCCUUCUUCCUCACCAACAUGGCUCAGGCAGUGUGUGAGUGCGUUCCCCUCGCCCUCUUUGACGCCAUCACCUGGCUGGGCUACUGCAACAGCACAAUGAACCCCAUCAUCUACCCGCUGUUCAUGAGGGACUUCAAGCGAGCUCUGGGUAAGCUCCUGCCCUGCUGCUCUUCGCUGUCGCCAAGGAGACCCUCGCCGGCGCUCUCCCUCUCUCUGCGCAACUCAGGAGAGCCCAACAUUCCCAGCACGCCGCCCUCUCCCUUGGCCUCUGACCCCACACAUCCCCCCGCCACCGCCACCGAUGCCGUCAACCUGUUUGAUGCCGAGCAUGCUGGGAUUGAGUUGCCUCUGCUUCUUCCCAAUCAGGUUGAAACCCUGGAUUGAAUGGCGAGUAGAAAGGUCAGCUAACGUGUCGUCAGGGUUUGUCGAUUGGAAACAAGGAAUGAGACUCGGACAGUUGAGGAUUUACUGACCUUGAGUUCAAACAAAUUCACAUUUUAAAAACGUGUUUUUCAUGGUUACAGAAAAACGAUUCACAGAUUGAAUGAUCUCGACCUUAACUUAUAUGUUCCUUUCAAAGUGUGAAAUGUGGCUGGAAACAAAUAUGUUAAGGCUAUUUCCAGUUAUCGGGGCUUGUAAACAAUAUCGGCAAUGUUAACUCUUACGUUGGCUGUUUAGUAAGCAGUGCCUCACAAUAGUGCCGGUGGAAUAGAGAAAGAAAAGGCCUUGAAGAAAAUACAUUCACUGAAUUGCCCGCGGCCUUAUGGAAAUCAAAUUACUGUGAUAAUAUCCAUAGCAACCAAGCAACGAAUGAAAAGAGAGAUGAGAAAUCACCUAUAUAGUGGCAUCCACUGAAUCCUGCAAACCACACACGGUGUUCUCAGGUAUAUGGUCUCACAUCGAGUUUAGAAAAUAAAUUCUCACAUUAUUUACAGUUUAAAAAAAUCUGUUUCAGUUGCAAAAAUCUAAAUUGUUAUUGAAUUAUCACAUAUGUCAAAAACAAACAACAUUUAGUGGUUAAACAAAGCAGCCAUUCUGGGGAUUUUCACUUGAAGCUGCCAUUUGUUCGCAUCGGCUCUUGUGCUGUCUCUCGCAUGUCAGUUUGUUGCAAAGGGAAUUCAUUUUUUCUCCAACAGCUUCAGAGGUUGAGAGUUUACAGGGAAGGAGCUGGUUCACUAACAUGCUCUUUACAAGUUUUGCUGCCUUUGUUCGUGCGGGUGCUAUGUUGUCCAGUGUGUAUCAUCCCAGCUCCAUGAUAUGUGUUCCUUAUCCGGGUCGGCCUCCUCUACGCCGUCACACUGUGCAUUAGAAGCAGAUGCCGAGCCAUCGUCAGUGUCCUUCUCCUCAGAUGCGUGUGGUAAAUUGUUCCUCUCUGCGAUAUGAUUCUCUGAUUCUGUGUCGGAGAUCUGACUCUGAUCAAGCAGGUCAGAGAUAUCGGGUAUAUCCCAACCGUCACCUGACUCCUCCUCAUUCUCCUCGUCCUCCUUCAGGUCUCCACUUUUCUCCGUCUCAGUCUCCUCAGCUGGGUUUUGUGUCUCAGUCACUUGGUCAGGAAUGUUCACUGCCCCAUUUAUAACCUUCACAGACUGAGGAAGAGCGAAGGAGGCUCCUGGCACUUCUUUGGUUGGAACUCCGAUCGCCACCAAGAUGGUGUCCAUCUGACGCAUGUAGUCCAAGUGACCUUUUACCUGAGAAUCAGAAACAUGGCUUUAUGUCUCUGUUUAAAAAAAGGAUAUAUAUUUAUGUAAAUGUAUGUGUAGUUUUUUUUAAACAUUUAUAACAAAAAAAAAAGAGGUUAUGAAUAUUAUUUAUUGUUUUUGUAAAAAAAGUUUUACUAUUCCCCAGGUUUAUACUGUAUGGUGCUUCAGAUAUGUCAAGUAUGUUUGUAAUGUUUUUUGUUUAUAUUUUAUUAGUUGUGCGUGAAAUUUUCAACCUCUGAUGCUUUACCUGGUUCAAAAAUCUAUUACAUGAUAUAGGAAGUGUUCAGCUACAUAUGGUGGAUUUUCAAGGAGGCAGGAAGGCAUUGCUGUGAAGUGAAACAAACCAGCAGUGGCCUUCAUUUUUAUCAUUAUUAAAAAACGUUAUCCUACUGUCUCGUUUAAAGUGCUAUUAAAAUCUCGUAUUUAAUUAUCUUGCAUCAUGUAAAUUAUCUCAUUGUAACAUUUUUUAUAUGACCCACUAAAAUACCAAUCUCCUAAAAAGGUGUGUGUUUGUUUUAAGCUGCACUUAUCAACUGUUUUAGCAGCUCUAAAACUCUGGAGU
Messenger RNA from Pleuronectes platessa (European plaice), 3724 nucleotides. RefSeq names its product 5-hydroxytryptamine (serotonin) receptor 6 (gene htr6). The transcript is spliced from 4 exons. NCBI's taxonomy places the organism in Eukaryota, Metazoa, Chordata, Actinopteri, Pleuronectiformes, Pleuronectidae. Gene Ontology annotation, cellular component: dendrite; membrane. Gene Ontology annotation, biological process: chemical synaptic transmission; G protein-coupled receptor signaling pathway, coupled to cyclic nucleotide second messenger. The coding region runs from base 440 to 1846 and encodes 468 amino acids. The record is from RefSeq and is a predicted model, not a curated record. Gene Ontology annotation, molecular function: neurotransmitter receptor activity; G protein-coupled serotonin receptor activity.